UGCAAAAGAACUAAAUUUGUUAAGAUCAAUAUCUUUGGUAUCUGAUGGUAUAAACCUUUUAAUAUUUGAAACUUUCACUAUUAAGUCUAGCAAAAUCCAAGAUUUAAAAUCUCUAAGCUCUCGAGACAUCACGGACCAGAAUUAAUGAAUUUGUGAGAAGUAGCUGAUUUAUAUAAUGUAAGCUUGUACCCGGUGUUCCCCAGGUUUAUAUUAUUAUUCGUCAUAAUUACUCCUCCCGAUUACCCUCGCUUGGUAUUGAAUUUUGAUGCCAGUAGAAUUUCAAUUUUGCCCAUGUCACCCCUGGGGUACCUAUGGGUUCACUCGACGAAAUUCAGCCAAAUGGUCGAGCCGUUUUGCAAAUAUAUGUACAAAUAUGAAUGAGCUUUAUUGUAUGGAUAUAUCUAUGUAUUUUUCAAUUUUCAUAGCAAUGUUUAGUUUCUUAGAAACGAAUUCGGACGAUGAUGAUUUUGGAGCGGUCAGCUCAGGUUUGUCCAACGUGUUUGGAUCUGAUGAGCGCAGUAAACCAGAAACCCUGACUAAUAAACAAAACAAACCCAUACAAACUGCUUUCCAAAAUAAGGAUGAGAAAGAUGAGAAGAACCAGGGACUAGUGCAAGGAUAUGAACCAAUGUCUAAUAUCCAUGCCGGAGUAAAGAUGGCGACUGCAGUCCACGUGUAUAAGUUUGAAAACAAUGGUUUCAAGUCCUUGGGGAAACUUGGUUUGGCUAUAAUAGGAAACAAAGAAUCACAGUUUUACCAGUUGUUGUUGUACCGGGGUAAACAACAGCCUGUAGCUGUAGCCAACAUCACAACAACACUCAACCUCAACAUCCAGCCCAACAACUAUGCUAACUUUGUGGACGAUAUCAAGAACUCUUGGACGGUUGGGUUCGAAUCCCAGGAUGUUUUAAUAAAUUUUGCAAAACAGGUUCUUCUCUGCAAAACCGUGUACAGGUUUGAAGAUUCUCUGGAGUGUGAUCUAACCCAUGGAGAGGGUCGGAGUGUAGAUAUAGGAGAUAUUGUAGAAUUAAACCUCACAGGUUGGAAUGUAGAGAACCAGAGUAUAGGAUUAAUGAAGGAGAACCUAACCGGGAAGAAAUGUAAGGUUGGUUCUCCAGGUACUCCUGGAUACACAGGCUGGGAGAACUCAAUCAAGGGAAUGAAGAAAGGAGGAAGAAAGUUUCUCAUCUUGCACUGCCCUGAGAACCCUGAUGUAUCUCUAGCCUAUGAUCUUCAUGUAACCAGAACUAAAACAAAAGAGACCGAUAUCAAAAACUCUUUACAGGAUAAUUCUAGUUCAGUGGUUUCCUCUACCUCGGAGAUUUCAAGUCAGGAUAAGAUUUUAACCAAGGUGAAACAUAUUGGACACAAUGUUUUCAACCCGAGACAGAAUCUGACUCCAGAGUUACCGGAGUUAGAACCUAUUCGUAGUGAGGAGGGUACCCGGAGUAACAGAUCUGGGGUCCAGGAAGAGCACAAGGAAACCGUGAGAAGACAAAGUAUUCAAUCCAACCAUUCAGCUUCAUGUCCCGGAGCACUGUUCCAAUGCAGACCAGAGAUGAGCUAUGAGAUGAGUCGUCAGGAGCUGAACCUUCUGCUGAGCGAGACAAGGAUCUCCAAUACUGAGAUGAGGAUGAAUAUGACCAGGAUAUCCGACAAGGUGGAUGAACUGCUCCGGAGAUCCGGGAACCCAGGAUCCGUCCCCUCGGAUACAUUUACUGAGAUAAAAAGAGACCUGGAUACAAUCAAACUGCAAACCUUUGAUAUCAAAUCAAGUUUGGGCGCAGGUAAAACAGUUCGGAGCACUACCAGUAAUCCAGGAGACCAGGAGCAGGUUUGGAACCAGGCGGAAAAGAUAAAGAAGUUGAUGAUGCUCCUGGAGGAGAAGGAUGAACAGCUCCGAGAGUUGGAACAGCUCAAGGAGGAGGAGAGGGUACAGGCGGAGAACCAAGAGGAACUACUUCACCGACUUCAGGACUGUGAGUCAGCUCUGAACCGAGCCAGGACGGAGUCAAACAGAGAAAUCUACUCCGAGAUGAAAAAAGUACUGGGCAGCUCUGCCAAGUUUCUCCUUGGACAGUUUGAGAAGAACGAGACCUAUUCUGGGGAGGAUAUCCAGGCAACUAUCCAGGAGAUAUUUCAAGCAGUCUCCGCCAGGGUUCAGGAGAAAUAUUCCGAACCUUACUCCGAGGAGAAGGAGAAGUACUACAGUACUAACCUAGACCUGGAUACAGAGGAGGAGAGGGUGAGAGAUGUGCCGAUUAAUAUGGUUUUAAAGCAUGCAAAUUCAUUGUAAACAUUUUCAAACUUCUGUACAUUUAAUACUUAAUAUUUAUUUAAAUAAACAAAAACUUGAAUUGAUAAUAAACCUGUGGUUUAAC
Messenger RNA from Eurytemora carolleeae, 2381 nucleotides. RefSeq lists its product as uncharacterized. The record is from RefSeq and is a predicted model, not a curated record. Lineage: Eukaryota; Metazoa; Arthropoda; Copepoda; Calanoida; Temoridae. Gene Ontology annotation, molecular function: peptidyl-prolyl cis-trans isomerase activity. Bases 266 to 2296 code for a protein of 676 amino acids. The transcript is spliced from 10 exons.